GAGAGAGCGCAGUUGUCGGCUGCAGGUCGCUGGAGAGACACACACGGCGGCUGAGGAUACAACAACACUUUGGCUGGUUGAAGACAAACCCAUCGCAAAUCUAUCUCUGCAACUAAGAGCGCGCCUCUGAUUUUCUCCACAUUUUCCUCCUGGCUGUUUCAUCAACUUGCGGAAUAGAAACAUCUUUAAAGAAACAGUUUGAAAAGGACAGACGGCCCUCUCAGCUCCAUCCCUACGCCCAGAGGAUGGUGGGCCAGUGAUGCCUAGCUGUAAAACAGCUGUAUCCCAGAGGCCCACCUUGGCAGUUAGAGGAGAGGUCAUCACCAUGACAGCAUCCUCGCAGGACUCCGCCCCCUUGUCUGUGGCCGGCCUCCUCCUGCUCCCUCCUCCCCCUACCGUCUUUACCCAGAACCCUUUGCUGUCUACGACCACCGCCCCGUCGUCAGUAGACCCGCUGUUCCGACCGGAGUGCACCAAGAAGGAACACCCAAAGGUCUCCAUCCAAGCCCUCAGUCCUUGGAUUUCGAUUUUCUCCCACCCCGGUGUAAGAGAUUUCUCUCAGCUAACCCUUGACCUGACUAGGAAUGAGCUGAUCGUGGGCGCCAGAAACUACCUCUUCAGGCUGGACCUCAGCAACAUGUCGCUGAUACAGGCGACAGAGUGGGCACCGGACGAAGAAACCAGGAGGUCCUGUCAGAGCAAAGGAAAAACGGAGGUCGAAUGUCAGAACUACAUCAGAGUGCUGCUAGUGAACAAGACGGAGGUCAUGACGUGUGGAACCAACGCCUUCCAGCCCCUGUGUAUCACCCGAGAGGUGGGCAACAUGAGCAGCGUGCUGGAGCGGGUGAACGGCGUGGCGCGGUGUCCGUACGACCCGCGGCACAACUCCACGGCGGUGGUAACGGAGAGCGGCGAGCUGUACGCCGCCACCGUCAUCGACUUCUCCGGACGCGACCCCGUCAUCUACCGCAGCCUCGGGGGGAUGCCGCCGCUCCGGACCGCCCAGUACAACUCCAAGUGGCUCAACGAGCCCCACUUCAUCUCGGCCUACGACAUCGGCUUGUUCACCUUCUUCUUCCUGAGGGAGAACGCCGUGGAGCAUGACUGCGGUAAGACGGUCUAUUCCCGGGUGGCGCGAGUCUGCAAGAACGACAUCGGCGGGCGAUUCCUCUUGGAGGACACGUGGACCACCUUCAUGAAGGCGAGGCUCAACUGCUCACGCUCCGGGGAAAUUCCCUUCUACUACAACGAGCUGCAGAGCACCUUCUACCUGCCGGAGCAAGACCUCAUCUACGGCAUUUUCACCACUAAUGUCAACAGUAUAGCAGCAUCUGCAGUGUGUGCCUUCAACCUGAGUGCCAUCACCCAGGCCUUUAACGGGCCCUUCCGCUCCCAGGAGAACCCUCGCUCCACCUGGCUUCCCACUCCAAACCCCAUCCACAACUUCCAGUGUGGUACCAUCGAGGACGAGGGUCCCAACGAAGGUCUGACCGAGCGCAGCCUGCAGGACGCCCAGCGGCUCUACCUGAUGAACGACGUGGUCCAGCCGGUGUCUGUGGACCCGCUGGUCAUGCAGGACGACGUGCGCUUCUCCAACCUGGUGGUGGACAUCGUGCAGGGCAUGGACACACUCUAUCAUGUCAUGUACAUCGGCACAGAAUAUGGCACCAUCCUGAAGGCGCUGGCUACAACCAAUAAGAGCCUGCAGGGCUGCUACCUGGAGGAGAUGGAGCUCCUCCCACUUGGCGUGCGCGAGCCAAUCCUGAGCCUGCAGAUCCUGCACAGUGACAGGUCGCUGUUUGUGGGACUCAACAACCGAGUCCUGAAGAUCCCCCUUGAGCGCUGCUCCACCUACAAAACUGAGAUGCUGUGUUUGGAGGCAAGAGACCCCUACUGCGGCUGGGACUCCCGGCAGCGCCGCUGCACCACACUGGAGGACAGCUCCAACAUGAGCCAGUGGAGGCAGAAUAUCACCGUGUGCCCGCUGCGGAACCAGACCACCAAUGGUGGUUUUGGACCCUGGGCUCCAUGGCAACCCUGCAACAAUGACGAUGGUGUCGACGGCGUCAGUUCCUGUUUGUGUCGCUCCAGGUCAUGUGACAGCCCCGCCCCCCGCUGUGGGGGGAAGAACUGUGAGGGUCCCACCAUCGAAGUCUCCAACUGUUCCAGAAAUGGAGGCUGGACACCCUGGUCGUCAUGGGGACAGUGCAGCACGACAUGUGGUACAGGUUUCGAGCUGCGCCAGCGUUCCUGCAACAACCCCUCCCCACGACAUGGCGGCCGUGUGUGUGUGGGGCCAAGCAGAGAUGAGAGGUUCUGCAAUGAGGGGGUGUCCUGCCCUCAGCCCAUCUUCUGGUCCCCCUGGGGCUCCUGGACCAAGUGCAGCACCGAGUGUGGCGGAGGUGUUCACUCCAGGGUCCGAACCUGUGAGAAUGGCAACAGCUGCCCAGGAUGUGCACUGGAGUACAAGGCCUGUAACCUGGAGGCGUGUCCAGAGGUGAAGAGGAACACCCCUUGGACCCCCUGGAUGCCCGUCAACGUUACACAGGGCGGGGCCCGUCAAGAGCAGAGGAUGCGCUACAUGUGCCGCGCCCACCUGGCCGAUCCUCAUGAGCUGCAGAUCGGACGGAGAAAGGUGGAGACGCGCUUCUGUCCCAACGACGGCACAGCAGCCUGCGAGACUGACAGCCUUGUUGAGGACCUACUGAAGACGCCGGUGGUGAGAGUGGCGGGCGCUGGGUGGUCGUCAUGGGAGACCUGGUCCAGCUGCUCCCAGAGCUGCGCCAAAGGUUAUCGCACCCGUCGGCGAACCUGCGCCGGCCCAGAGGGGAAGAGCAACCCCACAGCCUGCCGUGGGUCACCUGUAGAGUACCAGGACUGCAACAUUCAGGCCUGCCCUGUGAACGGCGCCUGGUCCUGCUGGUCGUCCUGGUCCCAGUGCUCUGUGGGCUGCGGCGGCGGUCACUACCAGCGGACUCGCUCCUGUAACAACCCCGCCCCCACCAGCGGAGGGGACAUCUGCAUAGGACUGCACACCGAAGAGGCCCUGUGUAACACGCACACCUGCGACGGCGGCUGGAUGGCCUGGUCGCUGUGGUCGGCCUGUGAUGACUCAGGCUUGCAGAUGAGAAGUCGGGUGUGCGGGGCUCAAGGCAGCACCCCCUGCGUGGGAAACAGCACCCAGCGCAGGGACUGCAACGAGAUACCCGUCAUUCUCCCUGCAUCUGGCUUUGAUAAGGACCAACACUGUGGAGCUUUCACCUCCAUCCACCUGAUCGCCACGGGUGUGUCCUGUUUCCUGGGGGCGGGGCUUCUGUCCUUCCUGGUCUAUGUGUACUGUCAGCGCUUCCACAAGCCCUCGCCAGAGUCGGCCGUCAUUCACCCCACCACCCCCAACCACCUCAACUACAAGGGCAACACCACACCAAAGAACGAGAAGUACACCCCCAUGGAGUUUAAGACGCUGAAUAAGAACAACCUGCUGCCGGACGAGAGGUCCAACUUUUACCCAACUCCGCUUCAGCAGACGAACGUCUACACCACCACCUACUAUCCCACGGCGCUGGGCAAAUUCGACUACCAGCCCAACUCCUCCCCUUCCCCCUGCAGGACCUAUAACCACAGCAACAACAGCUGAGACACGCCCCUCCGCUCCCCUGUCACCGCCCCAAAUGGACACCCCGAAUGCCACGGUGACAUAACUGAACUGACAUGAACUGAACUGCAGCGCUCCUCAGAUCUUGGCCAAGUUCCUCUAUUCGCCAUCACCCCUCUCCAUGCUCCCAUAGUCUCUUACGCAUGGUAGGGUUUGUGUGUUCAAGGGCAUAUCUGGAACUUUCCACUUGCCCUCAGCAGGGGACGCGGGUUUGGACGAAAGUGCACAUGGACUCGUGUCAUGGUGGAGUCAGGGACUUAUGCAACGACUGGGCGGUAUGUUUUUAUAAAGAUCUCGCUGGAUCUAGCAGAGUCAACCCAGCGCUUUCUGUGGGGAUUGUGGAAAACUCCGGCGUGAUGAGUUUUGGUGUAAAACAGAACAUUGCCACCACAACACCUCGGCAAAGGUGUUGAUUCAAACAUCCAGCGUGCCGGAGACGCACCGGAGCGGAACAUUACACAUUAACACUUUUCCCCCGGAUCUGGGUCACAUUUUUACGACUCUCCAACCCAGAGUUAUCAUCCCGUAAUGAACUUGGAGUCCCUUAACAACAAAAGCAGUUACUGAGAACAAACGGCGCAUAUCAUUAUGUCCUUGCUUCAGCGGGGAGCGAGAACAACAACAAAAGAGAAAACUCAAUGAAAGUCGAUACUGAAUUAAAUUAGAGAUCGAUAUCUGCGCUGUCAUUUGGGGUGAAUACACCCGCACCUCCCUCCCCCAUUGUUAGUAUUUCACGAGACAAAAAAGAUAAGAACUUCAGAGUCAAUAAAGUUUUUGGUUGGCAAUGCGAAGCAGUCGCUGCAGGACUCGGGGCGACCGGGCAGCAGCGGCUGUGUGACACAUCAUUACUCCUCACAGACACACAGUUGGAGAGAAUAAUUCUCUAAACCUGCUAAUGGAUGGAGUCUCACGCCUCAUUGCUUUUGUGGACAAGGACGUUAACUCGUAAAGUCUGAACGAGGCAGAGCAAGGGGGGUUGUGGGAAACAGAGUCUAUAUUGACAGUGCACUGUACAUAAAGCUUUGGGAAUGCCUUGGGUGCCUGUAUGCAAUAGAGGGCAGGGGUCAGAUUGAUUUUUCUAUUUCUUCUCUUUUUUUUUUUUUUUUUUUUUUCCAAGAAUGAUGAGGACUUCUGGAAGGAAAUUGCCUUGAUUCUCCAAUGGCUGCAUUGAUUCUACUGAGUGCUAAAUGGCUCGGUGGUCAUAUUAGAUAUGACCAGUGUGCUGAACAACUGGAUUGGGUUUUCUAUGGUCAUAUGAGGUAGAAUAAGCUAGUAGAGUGGCACUUGUUCUUUUUUUUUAAUGUUUUUUUUUGUUUGUUUGUUUGUUUGUUUUUAUAAGGCGAGAGGUAUUUGUUUUAUGCUCAGACGAGCAGUAGCAUAGAUGGAAAUAUUUUGUUAAAGCAAAUAAGGGAUAGCUGAUUAAUUCUUUUUUUUCUCAUCUUUCACUUCACUGAAUGGAUACAUUCCUUUUGUUUUCUUGAUUUUCUUCUUCAUCUUCAAUACAUGAAACGUUAACAAAUAGGGGGGAAAAAAAGAUACACGUUGAGGACAAUAUUCACUGUUGCUAUGGUUUUUUACAAAGUCUGACCGUAACAAAAAAAUCAACUGAGUCCCUCUCGUAACAAUACUAAAUCAUGCUUGCUUAUAAGCAUGCUUGCGUGAGGACACAAUAAUGGUGUGUGUGUGUGACUGUUUGUGUGUGUGUGUGUGUGUGUGUGUGUGUGAGAAUACAGUAUGUGGGUGUACGUGUCCACACAUGCACCUGGAUGUAUAUCUCCUUGUAUGUGUGUGUGUGUGUGUGUGUGCCUGCACGCUUGAAUGCGCAACUCUGUAUUUUGUACAAUGUAAAUGCUUUCAUACAUAUUGCUAUAUAUGAGGAGAUCUCUAAAGGGGUAUGUGCAUUUUUUUUUUUUUUCCACAUCCUGUCGACCACACUCCUGGCAUUCUACUGGUUUUUCUAUGUUUCGUGUAUGAGAUGUUAAUCAAUGUAAGUUAAGGAGAGGCUCCGGCCCUCCCGGGGGUGGGAAAGACACUAUUUAUAGUCAAAGCUUGGUUUAUAAAGGGCAUUUCACAGCUGAGCUAUAUUUUAUUAUUAUUGCCUGUCCAAUGAAUGCUAACCCAGCGAUGCUUUUUCAGUUCAGCUACUGUACACGCACGAGAUGAGAGCUCUAUAUGUAUAUAGGAGAGACAGCCUUCUGCAGCCCAUUUAAUGACCCUGAAGAGGUUAGGAUCAUGUAAAUGUACCUGUAUAUUGUAUAGCUAACACUGUUUGUUUUAAAAGCCUUAUAGUUGUUUAAAAAAAAAAAAAAAAAAAAGUGCAGCAGCUAAGUACACACCAACCAUGAGGUUUGUUUGGGGACAGAGCUCCACAAUGUGACCGACUGGCCGUGGCUUGUGACCUUCCCCAGCUGGUCAAACACACGUCGGGUCUGAUUAAAACACAGCGCAAAGAUCCGAUUUCUUCUUCCUGCCUCAGAAACGCAGUACCUCCGAGGGAAAACAAAACAGCUUUGUGUGUCACUGUGUACUGUAUCAUCCAAAAAAUAUCACAUGAAAUGGAGUUAUGUAAGAUAAUGAAGUUAUCUCGGCCGAAUCUAAAGAGCAUGUUGUCUAGCCAUGGUCAGAGAAGUCUCGAUGCCUCCGAUUGGAUAACCCAAACAAGUCAAGUCUUCUGUGAUUGGUCUGUUUUGAGCUCUGUUCCCUGCGAUGUGAGGCUCGGUGCCCUUCUAUGCAACUUACCAGGUGUACUGUUAGACCUGUCAUGUAGACUGUAAUCACUGCCUUUUAGACACUGUGAAUUUUUUGGUACUCUAUAUUUUUGUAUAUUGUACAUUAUAAAGGAUAAUAAACCUUGAUGCCAACACA
Messenger RNA from Myripristis murdjan (pinecone soldierfish), 6520 nucleotides. It is a transcript of the gene sema5ba, whose product is annotated as sema domain, seven thrombospondin repeats (type 1 and type 1-like), transmembrane domain (TM) and short cytoplasmic domain, (semaphorin) 5Ba. Lineage: Eukaryota; Metazoa; Chordata; Actinopteri; Holocentriformes; Holocentridae. The record is from RefSeq and is a predicted model, not a curated record. Gene Ontology annotation, cellular component: plasma membrane. Gene Ontology annotation, biological process: axon guidance; neural crest cell migration; semaphorin-plexin signaling pathway. Gene Ontology annotation, molecular function: chemorepellent activity; semaphorin receptor binding.